This is a messenger RNA of Cynoglossus semilaevis (tongue sole), 4032 nucleotides long. RefSeq names its product YY1 associated factor 2 (gene yaf2). Gene Ontology annotation, biological process: positive regulation of DNA-templated transcription. The transcript has 4 exons. Gene Ontology annotation, cellular component: nucleus. The record is from RefSeq and is a predicted model, not a curated record. Gene Ontology annotation, molecular function: DNA binding; transcription coregulator activity. The coding region runs from base 1111 to 1674 and encodes 187 amino acids. NCBI's taxonomy places the organism in Eukaryota, Metazoa, Chordata, Actinopteri, Pleuronectiformes, Cynoglossidae.
UAUACAAAUGUGAUUUUUUUUCAGUCCUGGUUGCUGUUGAUGGAAAUUACACUGGUUUAGUAUAAUGGGAAAUUCAAUCCAGUGUGUGAUCCUCGAAGUGCAAACGUGCAGGAAAACCCGGACUGUUUCUGUCCGCGUCAGCACCAAAACAAAGCCAGGGAUUCCCCGGUGUUUUAAGACUCUGUGGUCGAAACUACACGCUUUGUGUACAGCCUAAGGAGUCAUUAAAGAAAUGGAGGGUUGUGAAUAACAUGCAGAGAGCUGAUGGGACUCGAUCACUCGGUAAGCACGCUGCUGCAAAACGCUAUAUUAUCUGUAGUCUUAUGUUGCUUUUGAGUGCAGUGGGGAUUUUUGUUUACCCAGUCAACACAGUGAAAAUGAUCGACAAGUGCUCGUCAUUAGACUAAAUUGAAUAUUCUUACAAAUUACAAACACGAUUUGGGAGUCACAUAGCCUAGGACCAAUGUCAAUAAAGUGGUUUCUAGAGAAAUCACGUUCAAACACACGGUUCUUUAGUGCAAUCAUGCAUUGUUUUUGAGUUUUGUUGCCCAUUGCUUCUGUUCACUGGAUUUCUCCGCUCCGCAUUAAUUAACUCUUUUAUCGUAUUAUCAUAUUAGAACACCAACAUUUUAUUCCCACUCUUUACGAUGACCAUCUACACAUCUACGACCAGCUACUGGUGUAAAAAAUGGCCAAUUUGUAGUAGUUAUUACACAAUAUAUCGGGUAAGAAUUCGAGUAUAGAAACUAUUAUUGAAAAUAAUAUUCAGUUUCUGACAAUAGAAUUUAAGAAAUAGGGAAUUUCAUCCAUAUUAUAUACAGUCCAGCCUUUAAUUACAGAACAAAAACACAGUCAUAACUGUUAUUACGAGAAAGAACGAGUUAGUCUGGUGUCCGUGAAUGCGACACCGAUUCAUCAAGAGGAAUGUCAGCCUCGGGAAGUAACACCGCCCGUGAUUGGACGGUAAGCCCCACGUGACCAUUCCCAAAGCGGAGUUUCCACGACAGCUGGAAGCCGAGCGGCACAGGCGCAUCGCUUCUUUCGUCCAAAUUGUCGGAAAUAGCGCGACUUGUGCUCGUUCCAGCGCCUCCACGGGAACCCUGGUCUGGCAUGGGCGACAAGAGGAGUCCCACAAGGCCGAAGCGUCAACCGAAGCCCUCCUCCGACGAGGGGUUUUGGGACUGCAGCGUGUGCACCUACAAGAACACGGCCGAGGCAUUUAAGUGCAUGAUGUGUGAUGUGAGAAAGGGGACUUCAACAAGGAAGCCUCGUCCCGUCUCCCAGCUCGUCUCACAGCAGCAGGUAACGCAGCAGUUUGUGUUGCCGUCCCAGCCCAAGAAGGAGAAAAAGGAGCGGGUGGAGAGGGAGAAGAAUGACAGAGAGCCAGCGCUCAAGAAGAACAGUCACAAAAAGAUGAGGCCGAGAUUAAAAAAUAUCGACCGGAGCAGCGCCCAGCAUCUGGAGGUGACGGUUGGGGACCUGACGGUCAUCAUAACAGACUUUAAGGAGAAGGUCAAGCCCUCGUCCACCUCGGCCACGUCCUCCAGUGCCACGUCGUCGGUGGUUGACCACCACAGCCAGAACGGCUCCAGCUCAGAGAACACAGAGAAGGGGCUUUCCAACUCCUCCUCACCCAGAGGAGAGGGCAGCUCAGUCAACGGAGAGUCCCACUGAGUCACCCCUUCAGCAUCCACCCCCAGCCACAGUGUCUCAUCUGCCGGUCACUGGAAAGGAAUUUGUCUUUUCUUUUGAGAUGCACACAACUUUUUUGGUUUCACUUUCUGCGGACAUUGGGACAGAGACUAGAGGUGCUAGACCACCGGGUUGGAGCAGGUUGAACCGUUCGACAGACUCUUCUCUUUAAGAAAGCAAUAUAAAAUAAACCCGAGCUUCACCGUCUGUCAAGCUGCAGUUGUCUAUAUCACAGACACGUCUGGACCGCGUGCCACAGCCUUUCAGAUUCCUAUUUCCUUCAGGUCAAGUUUUCUUUUUUUUUUUCUUCUCAAAGUGACCCUGCCCCCCCGCAGCCCUGGUGUCGUCUUGAGCGGCUGACAGAGUGACCUUUUCUUCUCACCCAUGUGGAAUUUUCAGCCUCUGUCAGGAUUCUUUACCUCCCUGUUAUAAACCUGAACCACCCACCGUAGUACACAGUGUCCUUUCACUAAACCUUCUCUCUGACAGUGAACCGUCACUCACUGAUCUCCAAACGCCAGGCUGUUACUGAACAGCCUCGGCUGAGAGCGACUGUCUGACAGAGUUUCAGCGGCUCUCCUGACACCAUCGGGUUGAUUUCCAUCCCGUCUGCAGCAGCAGCAGCAGCAGCUUCAGCUUCUUUCCUCUGUAAAAAACGCAGCCUGGCAGAAUAAGUCCAGGAUGUGACUUUUUUUCAAUGAAUUUUUUUUUUUUUUUUGCCACGUAAACUUUGUUUUUCCUUCCCAGAUGCCACUCAAUGUUUUAACAAUUGGUACAAAUUUGCUGAGCCUAAUGUUAAUCACACCUUAUUAUGGCUAAUUGUGACAGCGCUGUAUAUGUGCCCUAAAGCUCUGAGCUAUUUAGAUCGUCAAACAUUUAAUCGCUCAUUAGGAAAAGCAUAACACACAAGUUUGAGACAUAUUUUUGUGCUCUGUGUAAACUAGUGACAAUGUAUUAGCUUUAGCAGCUACGUUUAUUGGAAAAUCUCAGGGCAAUGUCAUGACACCCAUAUAAUCAAUGCUGCCCUCAGGCUAAAAAGUCCAGGUUUUAUUUCUUGCAGUUCGUGUAAAACGCGGUAUAUUACGGUUUGUCGUGAAAAGUCAAACAAGUUUUUAUAAGAAAAUGUUGCCGCGUUGGCGAAACAACGCACAGUUGGGGUUCUUGUGGAUUUGGCUGGUAAACUGUUAGACUAUUCCACAAUUAUGAGAAACUUAUAACUGUUCCAUGAUGCACAGUGUUGGUGUGGGAUUACAUAAUCGCCCACUGGCAGAGACAGGUCUCCCACAGUCUUUUCAGAGUCAAGUUAUUUUGAGACAAACACUGUCUGUUCAUAGUUUAACUGAAGAAUGGAUGAACAGUUUUGGUUCUUUUCUCAUUCACUCGGUUCAGAUCUUGGUCUCGUUAACCUGGAAUUUCUGUUGAAAGAGCAGCACCCAGAUGGCUACCAUGUGUAACGGAGGUCAAAUAUCGGAUGAUGGUUGAUACAUGAAGUCCUUACCAAAAAUAAACCUCUCUCUCUUUUUUUAUGUUCAGAGAAAGUUCACUGCUAAUCGUGGCUCCUUAAGAUAACAGAUGGCCGUUUGGUGGUUUGACAGCCAUCCAUUCUUUAGACAAAAGCUCUUCAAGAGGGGGUCUGCGAUCCCUAGAGAGUCCGCUAAGGUACUGCAGGCGGUUCAAGAAGAUUUUUUGGUUGAGGCGCCAAUUAUUUACAGUCCCUCCCUCCUUUUUUUCCCACUUAUUUUUAGUUGUGUAAAAAAAGUAGUAACAAGUCCGUGCUCCAUCUUCAUAAUAUAAAAGUCCACCUAGUGUUUGGAAGCACCCAGAUGUAGUUUUACAGGGAAAUGUGCCGAUGGAUAAAAAUGUACUCUCACGUCUUCAUGGUGUGUUUUCACAAAACAAGACAAGAAAAAAACAAGCGCCUGUUUUCUCCAAGCCAAUGCUAACGCUGAUUCAGCUGUUGUAUGGAAUAAAAUAGUAAAGAUGGACAUUUCGAAACUCUCAACCUCAGGUUGGAGUCGUAAAUUUUCGCAAAUGGACGUCGCUAGCCUAGUCAGUGAUGAUCACGUAUGACACUAAGUCUGAUAUUCAACAUACAUUUUAGCAAACACAUUUUUCGCUGAAGUUGAAAUAACCCAUAAUUCCCAUCGUUAACACUGCCCUACAACACUGUUUUGUUUUGUUUUGUUUGCACUGACUGUUGUACUCGGUGCAAACUGUCGUAACCCAUUGGAUGAAACACUCACAUUCAGCCAAGUAAACCCAUUUACAAGUUAAUUUCUUCUUCUGCUGGACCUGUGGCCGACGUCGAGUCAAGAUUAAUGUUUAUUUCCGACGUCAUUC